Messenger RNA from Psammomys obesus (fat sand rat), 2237 nucleotides. RefSeq names its product sphingosine kinase 1 (gene Sphk1). The record is from RefSeq and is a predicted model, not a curated record. The transcript is spliced from 6 exons. The coding region runs from base 830 to 1978 and encodes 382 amino acids. Gene Ontology annotation, biological process: sphingosine biosynthetic process; cellular response to growth factor stimulus; negative regulation of apoptotic process. Gene Ontology annotation, cellular component: membrane; cytoplasm; intracellular membrane-bounded organelle. NCBI's taxonomy places the organism in Eukaryota, Metazoa, Chordata, Mammalia, Rodentia, Muridae.
GACCAGCGCGGCGCGCGGCUCCGGUUCCAGCCUGGAGAAGCCCAGGGCACGCGGGGCGGGGCCGGGCCGGCGCCGAGGCUCAGCGCCCUCCCCGCGCCGCCGCCCCGCCGAGUGGAGAGAAAAGUUUGAGGCCCGGGGGGAGCGAGGCGAGCCCUGGGAGUCGGGUCGGCCCCGGGCUUCAGCGGCCCCUCCGUCGCGGGGCUGCAAGAGCUGGUUUCCGCCGCUGCCGCUCGAGGGACAGACUGGGCGGGGACGUCCCGGGCUCCCGCCCUCCGGCGGGUCGGCCACAGGCCCGAGCCUCGCGGCGCACUCGCGCCCGGGCAGGGCGGACCGUCGCUGGAGGUUCAUCCAGCUUGGGCUGGCUCUUGCGGGACCCGGGCGCUGUCGUCAGGAGCGCGGCGCGCACCCCCCUCGGAGGCUCGGCGGCUUCGGAGUUCAGGCCCGGGACUGGACAGGUUGGGAUGUGGUUCUUCGUCCCAGAGUACGCGCUCGCAGCACCGGCUCUGGGAACUCUGGCGACUGGACUCGCCACCAGUCCCGAAGGGUGAAGCGCUGUCCCGACCAAGAGAGGCACGGGUCACUGACUCAUGCGUCGGGCGGGAAUCCGGAGUCCCCUGGAACGGAACGUUCGUGGGAUCUGGCCGCCUCGGGGAAUGACAGGGGCGCUCUCACGGCCCAGGGAAGCGGAGAGGGCGAGCCGCACAGCCAGUCGCCAGACAUCCUGCUGGGCAACGCCGAUAAGGAGCGGAACGCACGAGCCGCCGUUAGCACGAGCAGAGCCCGGCCAGCCCUCGUGGCCCCUUGUCAGCCGGAGCCCCGGACCCUGGCUAUGGAACCAGCAGGCUGCCCCGGAGGACUGCUCCCACGGCCUUGCAGGGUGCUGGUGCUGCUGAACCCCGGCGCCGGCAAGGGCAAGGCUCUGCAGCUUUUCCAGAACCAUGUGCAGCCCCUUCUGGAGGAAGCUGAGAUAUCCUUUAAACUGAUGGUUACAGAGCGGCAGAACCAUGCCAAGGAGCUGGUGUAUGCAGAGGAACUGGGCCACUGGGAUGCCCUGGUGGUCAUGGCCGGUGAUGGUCUGAUCCAUGAGGUGGUGAACGGGCUGAUGGAACGGCCUGACUGGGAGAUUGCCAUCCAGAAACCCCUGUGUAGCCUCCCCGGAGGCUCUGGCAAUGCAGUGGCAGCGUCCAUCAACUACUAUGCUGGGUACGAGCAGGUGACUAAUGAAGACCUCCUGUUCAACUGCACGCUGCUGUUAUGCCGUCGGCGCCUAUCACCUAUGAAUCUGCUGUCGCUGCACACUGCUUCCGGCCGGCACCUCUAUUCCGUGCUCAGCCUGGCCUGGGGCUUUAUUGCCGAUGUGGACCUGGAGAGUGAGAAGUACAGGCGCUUGGGGGAGAUUCGCUUCACGCUGGGAACCUUCUGCCACCUGGUGACCCUGCGGAUCUACCAGGGCCAACUGGCCUACCUUCCCGUAGGAAAGGCGGCCUCUAAGGUGCCUGCUUCCCCUGCACUGGCGCACGAGGGCCCUGUGGACACACACCUCGUCCCUCUGGAAGAGCCAGUGCCCUCCCAUUGGACCGUGGUUCCAGAGCAGGACUUCGUGCUGGUGUUGGUACUGCUACACAGCCACCUGAGCACAGAGCUGUUUGCGGCACCCAUGUGCCGCUGUGAGGCUGGCAUUAUGCAUCUGUUCUACGUCCGUGCGGGGGUGUCGAGGAUCAUGCUGCUGCGUCUCUUCCUGGCCAUGCAGAAGGGCAAGCACAUGGAAUUUGACUGUCCAUACAUGGUUCAUGUGCCCGUGGUUGCCUUCCGCCUGGAGCCCAAGAACCAGCGGGGCUUAUUUGCCGUGGAUGGAGAGAGGAUGGCGUGUGAAGCCGUGCAGGGCCAAGUGCACCCCAACUACUUUUGGAUGGUCUGUGACAGCAGAGAUGGCCCAUCCAGCUGGGAGCCCCAGCAGAGGCCACCUCCAGAACUGUGAUGCCCUGGCUCUCUGUGCCUUUGUCUGUGUCUACACUGAGAAGGGACCCUCCCUGCUCCCAUCCCCUGGGAAGGGGGUACUUCUAAAGCUCAUAUGGAGGUGGCGGGAACCCUACCCUAUAGAGAAAGCAGAAAAGUGGGACUGUUUUGGAAAGGCAGGCUAGAAUGAGGUCCUGGGCAGGAGCCCCGCUGGCUGGGCCACUUGUGUAUAGAAGGCACCCUCUGAGAACCAAAUUCAAAUAAAGUAGCCUUUUCCAGUC